AUGAUUGGUGAUGGAAAAAUACCUGAAAUUUCUUCCAUCGAAGGUGGAGAGAUUAAUUGGAUUGAAAUUCCAGAACAGUUCUUGGUUAGAAAUGAAUCACAUGCUUUACAUGAUUUGAUCCAUGCAAUCUAUCCAGAAUUAAGUACUAAAUACAAUGACAGUUCUUACUUGAAAGAACAUGGCAUCUUAGCACCAAAAAAUGCUGAUGUUGAUGAAUUAAAUGUCAUAAUGCUAUCAAUGUUGCUUGCAGAAUCUCAAAAAUACCUAACUGCAGAUAUGAUAUGUCUAGUUGAGGGUGAGAACAUUGACGAAGGCAUGCAUUCACCAGAGUUGUUGCACUCAUUAAAUUUUUCAGGAAUUCCAAGUCAUUGCCUUGAACUCAAAAAGGGAGCGCCUAUAAUGUUAUUGAAAAAUUGCAAUCAAUCUCAAGGUCUAUGUAAUGGAACCCGUCUUAUUGUUGAGAAGAUGAGAGAUAAAGUGAUUGAGGCACAAGUGAUUACAAGUUUGAAUAUUGGGGAAGGAGUCUUCAUUUCACGUAUCAUUUUAUCACCUUCUACCACACAUUCGUCUGUCCCGAUUAAAAGAAGACAAUUUCUCAUAAAACAAGCAUUUGCAAUGACCAUAAACAAAAGUCAGGGUCAGACUUUAAAAAACAUUAGCGUAUUAUAUGAUGCCUUAUCACGUGUUACUACACCAUCAGGCUUGAAGAUAUUGAUUGUUAAUAAGGUCGACCAAUCGUCAAAUUACACGAAAAAAUGUUAUGCAUUGUGA
Molecule: messenger RNA, 771 nt
Organism: Camellia sinensis
Lineage: Eukaryota; Viridiplantae; Streptophyta; Magnoliopsida; Ericales; Theaceae
Biological process (GO): DNA replication
Cellular component (GO): replication fork
Source: RefSeq, a predicted model, not a curated record